AUGGCCACUGAUAUCAACCAACUCUGCUGGGAUCAUGCAAUUCAGCUGUUCUUGCACCGGUCCACCCAAGAUCCUAGCAAGCGGCGUCUGGCCAAAUCCCUUCCAGCCUGCAGUCCAGAGGGUCUGGUGAUGGAGGUCCAGCACCACCUGCGUCUGACCGCUACCGCCACUGGUGGGCUAUGGGCAAGGCUGCAACGCUUCGCUGGAGUGCUCUCACCGUAUUGCGUCACGAUAGAUGCUUUCGUUCAACACGAUCCGCAUAAUACCGCUCUGGUUUGGGGGUCCAUCCGGGUCAUUAUUCAGAUCCUCGUCGCCCAACAACAAACUUCCGACGAGAUCAAUGAGGCCUUCGACUUUAUAGGACACCAAGUCGACAAUUACCACAAGUCUCUCAGCCUGUUCCCAGACGAACUGCGAGAGACAACCACGCAGAUAUAUGCCUGCGUGUUCGAGUUGAUCCUGCGCGUCCGGGCCUAUCUCGAACUUCCCCCUAGACGCCGGUUUCUAAAGGCUGCCCUGGGCGCAUUCAGACCUAAACUGGAAAAGGUGCAGCAGUCCAUUCGACGAUGGGAUCAAAUCCGAGAUCAAACGUUUCGACUUGCAGCAGAAAAGGUAAAUCGUUGCGAGGCUGAGCGCGUGCGUGAGAACCAGGCGGGUGAGUCUUGCCACUCCUCGACGCGAUGUCGUAAAAGUUGA
Aspergillus puulaauensis is the source of this 696-nucleotide messenger RNA. RefSeq lists its product as uncharacterized. NCBI's taxonomy places the organism in Eukaryota, Fungi, Ascomycota, Eurotiomycetes, Eurotiales, Aspergillaceae. Bases 1 to 696 code for a protein of 231 amino acids. The transcript is spliced from 5 exons. The record is from RefSeq and is a predicted model, not a curated record.